This is a messenger RNA of Capsella rubella, 1177 nucleotides long. Its product is annotated as RING-H2 finger protein ATL60. The record is from RefSeq and is a predicted model, not a curated record. The coding region runs from base 67 to 1056 and encodes 329 amino acids. Gene Ontology annotation, biological process: protein ubiquitination. Lineage: Eukaryota; Viridiplantae; Streptophyta; Magnoliopsida; Brassicales; Brassicaceae. The transcript has a single exon.
UUUCUUUUUUUUCUUUACUUUCAUUUUGAUCCAAGUUCAUUGAAAUUUCCACAAUUUGUCAGCGACAUGGACGAAGAAUCUGCUUCUAAUGGUUCCGUUUUCAGAAAAUUCGAAGGAGAAGAGACUAUGGGAAAAGUUCUUCUAUUCGCAAUCGUAUCAAUCUUCACAGGGAUUAUGUUCCUCCUCUUGCUUCAUCUCUACGCUAAACUUUUUUGGUGGCGUGUGAAACAACAUUUCAACCUAAACCUAAUCCAAUCCGAAUCCGACGAUCCUGGCUCCACAGUCAUCAGUCGUAACCAUCGACGACGUCGGUUAGUCUUCGCUCAAGCUCAAGAAGAUCCUCCUGACCACAACACCGGUCUUGAUUCUAAAAUCCUCCAGUCGAUCCACGUUGUUGCUUUCAAGUCUACGGACUUUAAAGACGGGCUAGAAUGCGCGGUUUGUUUAUCCGAACUCGUUGAUGGCGACAAAGCUAGGGUGUUGCCAAGGUAUAAUCAUGGGUUUCAUGUUGAUUGCAUCGACAUGUGGUUUCAGUCUCAUUCCACUUGUCCUCUCUGUAGAAACACAGUUGGUUCCGUGGAAGAGACUACACAUGAAGGAAGUGAGGGUUUAUCUCAAAAUCAAAACUUUGAAUCAGGGCACUCGAUUAAUCAGCGUAAUCAAUCUCAAGAUCAGAGCCCUGUUCUUGGGUUUUCGACAGAACCUGUGAGUUUUCCGACAAAUGUACUGGUUUGUGGAGAUCAGAACCAAGUUAGAAGUCCAAGCUUCGUUGUUUCUGAAGAUACUACUUCUGGAAAUUUUGCAGAUUCUUCUAACCACCAUCAACAGGAAUCGAGUAGUACUACCAAUACCUGUGACAGAGCACAAGAAGUGUCGGCCGUUGUGGUGGACAUUCCGGCGGAUUCAAUUGAGAAUUCGUCCGAGAGAAUUGGCGAAGAAGAACCUAGGUCACCAAUGUUCACGAAGUUAAGAUCGCUUAAGAAGUUUUUGAGUAGAGAGAAGAAAGGUAUAGUUUGCACUAUUGGUUCAAGCGGGACCAACAACAACAAUUUUUGAAUAAAGAGGUAACCUGAACCCAUUCAAGAGAGAGAUCUCGAGAUCAAAAUAUGAAUUGGUUAUCUUUGUAUAUCAUGUUACAUGUUACAUAUGUUUUUCUGUUAGAGAUGAUGAUCACGCU